AUGUCAUUCAUUUACAGCAAUAAGGAAGAGAAAGACAGCUCACUGUUGAAGAAAUGGGUUGACAAAGCACUACAGCCCUCAGAGCCACAAAUAAUAGUUGUUCAACGGGAGAGGCUGUUACAAACGACGUUAAGAGUUGUUGGUAAAUCUACUUUCAACUGGUCACAGCCGCUGCGAAUAGUAUUCUCUGGUGAAGAUGGAGAUGACCAAGGAGGUCCAAAGAGAGAAUAUCUCUGGUUGCUGAGCAAAGCUGUUGCUGAGGCUUCCUUGUGUGGCCCUGAGGGAAACAUGAUCUUCGCCCAUGAUGGUGAAAAGCUUGAGCGCAUGACAUUUGAAAUGUAUGGUAAAUUGACAGCAUACAAUGUCCUUAAUGGUGGACCAGGCCUACCGAUGAUCAACACCAUGCUGUACUCCUUCAUGACUGACCAGGGCAUAAAACCCCAUGUAGACAUUCUUACGCUUUCCCAGACCGAGGAAAUUUCUCGCAUUAAGGAGAUCCUGGACAGCCCAGACGACGAGGGAUUUAAGUCGGUUAUCGACAAACAUGCUGACUGGAUUAUUGAUCAAGGCUUACUUCCUACAAAAACAAAAUUGGAGAAGAAAGAUAAAGUAGCUACAUACCUGCUGAAAAACAUACUUUACUACAGAUUCCAUGCUGAAAUUACCCAAUUUGUUAACGGACUGGAUAAAGUGGGUUCAUUGCACAAAGAGAUCCUUCAUGCACCUGAAGCAUUUUCUAGUCUGUUUGUUCACCAAGCUGUUCAUCUAAAGUUUGACACAUUCAGAUUAUUGUAUGAAGUGAACUUCAGUCCAGAGGGUUCCAAUAACCGAAGGUUUGAGAAGGAUACAGUAUACUGCUUGGAGGUAUUCUUGAUUGAAUGUGAUGGCAAAGAAAGUGACAUAGCCUUGGCAGAUGUACUGAUGUUUUGGACAGGAGCAAGUUCUGUGCCCCCCAUGGGGUUUGACAAAAAACUUGAAGUGGACUUUGUUACGGCUGAUAGAAAACUGCCUGUAGCCCAUACCUGUGGCAUGGUUUUAGAACUUGUGCGUGGGUUAGCUGAUCCUGAUUUAUUCAAGGAGGAUAUGGUGAAAGCUAUUAAGUGGAGUGGAGGAUUCCACUUAUGUUAAAUGCAUCAGUGUACAAUCAGUUCUGAAGCUAUCUAUUAGUUUACAAUCAAACGGUUGCAAUACUUGAACUCAAGAUUCUACCAACUGCUCUUGUUUCAGGCCAGUAUGCAACAUUUAAAGGUUUAGGUCAUUGGAUCACCACAAUACUUAAGUAAAGGAAUGGCACAUAGCACAUCAUAAAGCAUGUUAUAAUUCUCAUUAUAGUUAUGAAUGAACAUUCUUCUGUCUUUUCAUGCCAUAUGCUGUAAAUCUUACUAUUUUGUUUGCUUUUGUUUUAGAUAGGCUCACACACACACUAAGUUAAAUACCUUUUAUGUUCUCCAGUGCAUGCAGUUGAAAACUUUACACUAUCCCAUACUGUAGGUAGAAUUGUAUACUUCAUGGAAAUUUUAGUUAUUGUGUGGCAUGAAAAUUGAGUUUGUUGUUACAUAUCACUAACACUUGGGAACCUUUUUCAAAGUCAAGGUUAAAGCUUUUGAGGCAGGAUAGCAUAUGUCAUUAUACCCAAACAAAGUUUGACCCCAAACAAAGUUUGAGAUAGGGUACAUGUAUAUAGGAGUUGCCUCAAUUGUUGAUCAGUCAGUCUGUUGGUCAGCAAGAAUUAUGUUGAGUGAACUAUUCUGGACAUUUCUUAAGAUAUUUACUUAAAACUUUGUGUACAUCAUAAUUGAGUGGAGAUGUGCAUGAUAGAAUUUGGUGUGGUUCAGCUUGUACCUGGUAUAGUUACCCUUAGAUUUAAUUAAAAUAACUAUAGAGCAAUUAUAUCAAUCUUGUGAACUUAGCUGAAAUCAGUAUAUUAGCAUAAGCCAUAUUGUGGGACAAACCACUUUUACUUUUUUUCAGAAUUUUGACUUUAAACUCUGUAUAUUUGAUCACCAUCAAGUGUAUAUGUUCCUGCACAUGUUUGGUGCGGCUUUGUUUUUAGUAUAAUGUGGUGUUGCAGGGGUAUUAAUAGCAUUCACUGAUAUUUGAAUAUUUGAGCAAAACCUCUUAAAUAAAAUCUCUUUUUCUGGAUUAUUGUUCCAGUCACAGACAAUAAUACCCUUUACAUUUGGUUUGGCUGUGAAACAUUCAAUAUAGCACCAGAAGCAAAAUAUCAGAUACAUAGGGUCAUGUCUGAAGCUUACGUAAGGGAGGAUAUUCAUUCUGUUUGACCAAUUGAACUACUAGUAACUUUAUGGGAUGUUGUGAGAAUAGAAUUUGCACAGGUUUUAUCAUGUCUCUCCUCUCAUGGUGGAGAAAUAUUGUUGGUUUCUUAGAUAUAUUUGUUUUUUUCCAUCUGUCAGUCCCCAGGAGUCAUUAAUACCAAGCCUAGUUGUGCACAUUGUUGGCAUGUUCUUCUAGGGUUAUUUUUUAGGAGUUGAGGCCCUUUUAUUUAGUUGAGUAUUGAAUGCUUGCCCAUGCUAUUUCUCAACAACAUGUGGACCCGCUGUUUUACUGGAAUGAUUUUCUGCAGUAUUUCUUCAAAACAUAAAAAAUUUAGAGGGGUGGUGGGGGAUGGAGGAGACAUAUGUUUCUGUGACAACAACUUCUACUUUCAUAUGAUUAAGAGUGAAACAUAUCGUGUAUGCAGAUGUGUGUUUUUAAAUGUACAUGUGACUUAUCAUAUGAUAAAAUGAUUGUCAAGUUUCAGUUAAUGUUGUUCCUUGAUUAAAGUAUGUUGAUGUUAUUACAUUUUUUAACAAUGUCUUUUUUCGUAAAUGAUUAUCUACAGAGUGUUUUAUAAUAUCUGUAAUUUUGAUUUUACACUGUCUGUUGCUUGCCAAUCAGUCAGUCAGUGGGUCCACACGUUUACUAAGUUAACUGAGUUGGUCUACAUGAAAGUUUACAACAGUGGUCUGUGGGAGAGCUGCAGCAUGUAUGUCGUUUCUAUUUGUUAUUACAGCAUUAGAGCACCAGAGCUAACAAUAGAACAAUCUACUAGUCAUGAAAUAUUAUGAUCAGUUUUAAAUUGUUGCCAUAUUAUUCUCAGGUGGUCGGUCGUGGACCAUUGUGGCCCUAUUUGUUAGUUGCAACUGAAUGUUGUAAAAAACGUAUGUUUAAUUUUUACUGUAAUACUUCCAGUUGUUUGAAUAUCAGUUAAGUAGUUAUUGUUUUCAUAUAGCUGACAGUUGUCUAGACUGAGACAUUUUAUGACAUUAUGUGUUUACCAGUCCCUGUUUGUUUUCAGAUAAUUGAAAUAGUGUGUUGUAUGGAACAAAAAUGAUACACUAUCUUAGACUUAAUUGGCAUUUAGUAUAGUUACAUAUGUUUCAUGUUUACAGUCUGUGAUUCAUUGAUUUAUUGAUCUCAAAAUAAAAAUCAUUUGUA
This is a messenger RNA of Mercenaria mercenaria, 3438 nucleotides long. Its product is annotated as G2/M phase-specific E3 ubiquitin-protein ligase-like. The record is from RefSeq and is a predicted model, not a curated record. Gene Ontology annotation, molecular function: ubiquitin-protein transferase activity. The transcript is spliced from 5 exons. Gene Ontology annotation, biological process: proteasome-mediated ubiquitin-dependent protein catabolic process; protein polyubiquitination; positive regulation of protein catabolic process. Lineage: Eukaryota; Metazoa; Mollusca; Bivalvia; Venerida; Veneridae. Bases 1 to 1128 code for a protein of 375 amino acids.